Molecule: messenger RNA, 413 nt
Organism: Coregonus clupeaformis (lake whitefish)
Lineage: Eukaryota; Metazoa; Chordata; Actinopteri; Salmoniformes; Salmonidae
Product: metallothionein A
Exons: 3
Coding region: 94-279 (61 amino acids)
Molecular function (GO): metal ion binding
Source: RefSeq, a predicted model, not a curated record
CAGAUAGAAAUUAAAAGCUGACGACACACCACUGAUACCCAGGCGAAAUACUGCGGUCCAUUCGAAUAAAGAAGGGAGAUCAAAAACUGGAAAAUGGAUCCUUGUGAAUGCGCCAAAACUGGAUCUUGCAACUGCGGUGGAUCCUGCAAGUGCUCCAACUGCGCAUGCACCAGUUGUAAGAAAGCAAGUUGCUGCGACUGCUGUCCCUCCGGCUGCAGUAAGUGUGCUUCAGGCUGCGUGUGCAAAGGCAAGACCUGUGAUACCAGCUGUUGUCAGUGAGGCCUGGUGCAUGACCAUGACAUCACAAUGCAGUCCAUUCCCUAUGACUAUGAAGUUGCCCAUGUGGUUGUACCAUGCUUGAGCAUAGAUUUUGCACUUUGUCAAAUGUAAGGCAAUAAAUUGCAUCUAACUUA